CGCUUUAGGAAAUGGUUACACUUGGCCAAUUCCUGGAGUGACAGUAGAAGUGAGUCAAGUUUUUGGCGCCGUUGCCGGGGACGGCUAGGUUGUUGAAGAAAAGUGAUUUCUGUUAAUUUAGCUUUUCUUUUUGCUUUGUCCCACUUGUGCCUUCACGGGUUUGCUUGCUUGAUUGUGUGCAGGUAGUGCAUGACCCGUAGCCAGUCGGGAGGUUUACUGCCGUUGAAUCCAGAGAUUGAACGCACCUGUCGCCAACUCAGGAGACAACAGCGGGCUAGACUGGCUACGGAAGAGCGCAUAGACGGCCACGUGAGUAGUGAUUCUGAGGAGGAGUACGAGAUGGAAAACUACAAUCAACACCAGGGGAAUCCUCAGCAGGCUCCCCCGGUGAAUCAGGUCCUGGGGAACAACCCCAUACCCCAGGAUCAUGGGGUUCAUCAUCAUCACCCGCCGCUGGGUCCCACCUUGGAGUACUACUACACUCCGCGGAUUGCUGACAUCCGCCCGGUCAUCCUCUACCCGCCUAUUCCAGCAAACAACUUCGAGAUCAAGCCAUGCUGGAUUCAACUCAUUACAUCCUCUAUCCAGUUCCAUGGCUUGAAGGAUGAGGAGGCCAGGGUACAUCUUUCCCGUUUUCUGCAGCUGACGAACGGGUUCAAGCUGAAUGGUGUCCCGGAUGAUGCAAUCCGCCUUCAUCUCUUCCCCCAUUCUCUGGCGGGGAAUGCUAAGAGGUGGUUGGAGACCCAGCCCCCAUUGUCCAUCACCUCUUGGGACGAUCUGGCUGACAAGUUUGUGCACAGCUACUAUCCGGCAUCGAAGACUACAGAGAUCCAGCGGGAGAUCACUCACUUCCGCCAAGAGCCAGAUGAGUCACUUCGUGAUGCUUGGGAGCGGUACAUGGGCUAUUUCUGGCAGUGUCCCCAUCAUGGCUUUAGUGAUGCAUUCACAGUGGGGAACUUCUACAGUGCCCUCUCUCCAGAUAGCCAGAGGGUGAUUGAGUCUCUAUGCCCAGGAGGGGAUAUUCUUACUAAGACUCCACCCGAGCUGAACCAGAUGAUCAGUACUUUGGCUGCUAGAGAUCAUUCUUGGGGACAGGGUAGCCGAGGCAGACAUUCCUGGGAUCGUGGUGUGCACGCCAUGGAGACCAGAUCCGGGCUCGAGCAGCAGGUAGCUGAGCUAGUGCAGACAUUGAAGCAGCCCAACAGUCUUAUUCCGGGCAGAGGUUUGGCUACACCUCCAGUUGCUCAGUGUCAGUGGUGUGAGAGCUCAAAUCACUUAGUGGAAGACUGCCAGGCUAUGAGGGAGUCUACUACUCCCCAAGAGCAGUUGGACUUCAUCGCCAAUGCUCGGCGCCUCGACCCGUACAGCCACACAUAUAAUGAGGGGUGGCGCCAGCAUCCCAACUUCUCUUGGGGCAGCAGCACCACUAAGCCACCUGGUUUCCCAGCACCAGCUGGUGGCUUUCAGCAGAGGCAGCCCUUCCAGGCUCGACAGGGCCCAGUUCCACAGCAGCAGCCCUACCAGCCUAGGCAGGGGCAACCAUUCCAGCAGUCCCAGCGCCAGUUUGCCGAGCCAGCAGCAGCCCCAGUUCCAGAUACUCAGAUGACGCAGCUGGAAAAUAUUCUAGCUUCGUUCAUGACUAGCAAUCAGGCAGCUAUCACGUCAUUGGAGGCAGGUCAGAGGAACCAGGGUGCCAUCUUGCAAGAUCUGCAGAACCAGGUGGGUAUCUUGGCCCGCCAGAACACCACCAGGGCACCGGGGACUUUGCCUGCCACCACUGUUCCGAAUCCUCGUGAUCCUAACCAGCUCCAGCAGCUUGAUGCCAUCACUACCAGGAGUGGCAAGACCACAUUAGCUGCUCCUGCCCAGCCCAGUCGAGAUGAGCCACUACAUGCUUCAACACUUCCAGCUGAUACUGCAGAAGUGGGGGAAGACACAACAACGCCUGCUCCCAAGCCACAGCCGGUGGUUAAGGAGCAUGUACCUCAGCUUCCUUUCCCCACUCGCCUGCAUAAAGACAAGCUGGAGACUGAGUUUGCCAAGUUCAUGGCAAUGUUGAAGCAGGUCAACAUCAGCAUGCCGUUCGUGGAGGCACUGUCAAAGAUGCCCAAGUAUGCCAAAUUCAUGAAGGACCUCCUCACCAACAAGAAGAAACUUGGGGAUCUUUCGACAGUGAUGCUGAGCGAGGAGUGUUCUGCCAUCCUGCAGAACAAGCUGCCCGAGAAGCGAAAAGACCCAGGGAGUUUCACUAUCCCUCUUGUUAUUGGCAGCAUGCAUGUAGGAAAGUCCUUGGCGGACUUAGGCGCUAGCAUAAAUGUCAUGCCUUAUAAUUUGUUUAAGAAGCUAGGCCUAGGUGAACCUAGAACUACUAGGAUGAGCAUUCAGUUAGCUGAUCGUUCUAUCGUGCAUCCUAGGGGUAUCAUUGAGGACUUGCUUGUUAAUGUGGGUGCAUUCACAUAUCCUGUUGACUUUGUUAUUUUGGAUAUAAAUGAGGAUGUGGAUGUACCUUUGAUUUUAGGUAGACCGUUUCUCACCACCGCCAAGGCGCUUAUUGAUAUGCAUAGUGGUAAAUUGAUUCUGCGUGCUGGUGAUGAACAUGCUACCUUUUCUGUGUCUGAGAAUGGGAAACACUCUCAUUUGCAUGAUGACAUAGAUUACUGUGAUAUGCUUGCUGAUUUUGAGACCGCACUCGCUAUAACGAGUGCGGGUACUGACGAUGUUCUUGAGCGUUGUAUUUUGCUAGGUGAGCAGGCAUCGCAGGAGCCGCAGCUGGUGGAGCAGUUGGCCGAGUUGGAGAGUGGCCCCUUCUUGGAGGGCGACAGGCUGUUCAAACCGAUCUCAUCCUCCACCCGCAUCGCUACUUCCUUGGAGGAACCACCAGAGCUGGAGCUUAAGCCCCUCCCUCCUCAUUUGGAGUAUGCAUUUCUCCGGGAGGGGAAUAAGCUGCCAGUCAUCAUCAGCUCGACCCUCACACCCGAGCAGAAGACCAGACUGGUGACCUUGCUGAAGCAGUACGAGCGAGCUCUCGCAUGGAAGAUCACAGACAUCCGGGGGAUCAGCCCUUCUUUCUGCUCCCACCGGAUACUGAUGGAGGAUGAGAUGCGGCCAGUGAGACAGCCGCAGAGGAGACUGACACCGAACCUGGAGGCUGUGGUUCGGGCAGAGAUCGUGAAGCUGUGGUACCCAAGAAGGGUGGGAUGACUGUGGUGCCUAACGAGAAGAAUGAGCUGAUCCCGAUGCGCACAGUGACUGGGUACCGUGUCUGCAUUGACUACCGGCGUCUCAACGACGCCACUCGGAAGGAAUUGCAUUUUUACUUUGCUAUGAUCUAUGAAGGAAUUGCAUUUUUUAUCUGCCUCGAAUAAUUUCACUUGCCUAGCGGGUUCAUGUUGUUACGUAGCUGCUAAAGUUUUAUCAGCGUCUUGUUGCACGGUUGUGACUUACAGUGAGAGAUGAAGUCGAAUGCAUGAUGGAGGGAGGAAGAGAUGGAGAAGUCGACUUGGUUGAGCAGGAUCCGCAUGUAGACACCACAUUUUGUCCGGAACAUUCAUGCUAGUCAUAUAUAUAUAUAUAUAUAUAUAUAUAAACAACUAAUUGUAGCACCAAUGAUAUUUGGGAAGGAAGUUUGAAAUAAUUUGGUUAAGACUAGCAGUGGCAAGUCAAUAUGAACCAACGAUUACCAUUUUCCGCUCAUAUACAAUCCAAGAAUCAAUUCAAAUGGACACGAGGAUAAGUACUAUUUUGAAACUUAAUACGCUUUAGGUUUGGGUUUGAAUUUGAGCAUUGGUUUACAAUGCAUAGAAGAAAAGAACAAAUCAAUAAAUACAAAAAAACAUACUUCGCCAUUUUAUUUCUUCCAUGAUACAUUUGAUCGAGAAUUACAUAGAUAACAAAGGAAAGAUAGUAAUUAAGUAGACCGUCACAAAUUAUACAUAUGCAAUUAAAAGACCACUCCUUUAUAAACCGUGGACCUGCAACAGAAGAGAAGAACUAGUCAGUUCUCAAACCAAUAUACCAGGUCCACAAUUUAAGCCCAAACCAAAGUAGUUCAAGUCCAAGAAGUAUAAAGCCAGUUUCUUUUCAAGCCCAAACAUAAAUCAGAUUGGACCCAACUCGGCCCAAACCCGACAGGCCCAACUUGGCCAACUGGUUCGAUCCAGAGACCAGCCCAAUAAACCGACCUUAACCAAAUCGGUCUAACCAAAUCCUAUCCACAACCGACCAGGCACACUCUUCAAAGUCGAAAUAAAAAAAUGGACGAAUCAUAUGGCGACACGUGGCGGCUUGGUUUGCUAUAAAUGAGCUCUUGUGGCUCUUUGUUGAGGGGGGACGGAGGGGGGAAGAAAAAAGACAGAUUCUAAAAACAGCUCUUCUUUACAAUACGAAGCUGAGUUCAAGAAUUGGAUCAGAGCAGCAUCAAAUAGGCGUUAUUGGAGCCAAAGUCUUAAUAAGGUUGGUUCUUUUAAUUCUGUUUCCAUGGUUCUUGGUAAAGUUCAUGUCAUUUGGCAUAGUUUCUACAUCAUUGUAUCUUCAUAAUCAUCCAUAAGUUUGCCUAUUUAUGUUCAUGCGAUUUACUAUACAAAGGCCUUUGUGUUCAAGCACUCUAUUUACUUAAAAUAAAAUCUGCUCAUAGUAAGUCCAUUCCAGGAUUAAGCUUCUCUCAGUUGAGCAUGUAUUUACUUCGCUUAUCAAUUGAUAGUCUAUUUUAAUUUUCUGCCAUGCUUUUAUACAUCAUUGAGCAUGUAGUUGAUAAACACUAGAUCAUCAUACAUAAACAAACUAAAUCAAAAUCCAGAUCUAGGCAACAAUAAACACAAUAAAAUUUC
This is a messenger RNA of Linum trigynum, 4826 nucleotides long. The record is from the annotation of a GenBank genome assembly. Lineage: Eukaryota; Viridiplantae; Streptophyta; Magnoliopsida; Malpighiales; Linaceae.